Sorghum bicolor (sorghum) is the source of this 1950-nucleotide messenger RNA. Its product is annotated as inosine-5'-monophosphate dehydrogenase. The record is from RefSeq and is a predicted model, not a curated record. Bases 173 to 1657 code for a protein of 494 amino acids. Gene Ontology annotation, molecular function: IMP dehydrogenase activity. Gene Ontology annotation, biological process: GTP biosynthetic process. The transcript has 4 exons. Gene Ontology annotation, cellular component: cytoplasm. NCBI's taxonomy places the organism in Eukaryota, Viridiplantae, Streptophyta, Magnoliopsida, Poales, Poaceae.
CGGUAUUUCCUUAUUGCGAUUGCUCGCCCAUAAAUAAGCGUCGCCGCGGUGGUCACUGGUCCGUUCCUACUCUGCCGCCGGCCGCCGCUCAUUUUCGUGACCUGCGCCCCGCACGCCGCCACGCCACCGUUAAACGUUAAACCCCGGCAAAGGCAAAACCCCUCAAGCCACCAUGGCCGACGACAGCUUCUCCGCGGCGCGGCUGUUCUCGCAGGGCGUCUCCUACACCUACGACGACGUGAUCGUCCUCCCGGGCUACAUCGACUUCCCCGCCGACGCCGUCGACCUCUCCACCCGCCUCUCCCGCCGCGUGCCGCUGUCGCUCCCCUGCGUCGCCUCCCCGAUGGACACCGUCUCCGAGUCCGCCAUGGCCGCCGCCAUGGCCUCCCUCGGCGCCGCCGCCGUCGUCCACAGCAACGCCGACGCCGAGACCCAGGCCUCCAUCCUCCGCGCCGCCAAGUCGCGCCGCGUCCCCUGGGUCUCCUCCACCCAGUUCUUCGCCCCGUCCGCCGCCCCCUCCGCCGCCGACUUCGCCGGCUGCGCGUACGCCGUCGUCACCGAGCGCGGGGACGCGCUCUCCAGGCUCGUCGGCAUCGCCGCCGCCGCCGACCACAGGCCCGGCGUCCCCGUGUCGGAGUACAUGACCCCCGCGCCCCGCACGGCGUCUGCCGCCUUCGAUUUCGAGCAAGCCGCCGCCUUUCUCGCCGACGAGGGCCUGGACUUCGCGCCCCUCGUCUCCGACGACGGCGCCGGCGAGGUCGUCGUCGACCUCGUCACCGCCCAGGACGUCGAGCGCAUCCGUAGCUACCCGAAGCUGGGCACGCCGUCGCUCGGGGCGGACGGGAGGUUCGUCGUCGCGGCGGCGAUUGGGACGCGGGAGGAGGACAAGCGCAGGCUCGAGAUGCUGGUGAAGGAAGGGGCGAACGCCAUUGUGAUCGACAGCUCCCAGGGGAACUCUGUUUACCAGCUCGACAUGAUCAAGUAUGCCAAGAGGAUGUACCCUGAGGUGGAUUUGAUCGGUGGAAAUGUGGUCACCGUUGCGCAGGCACAGAAUUUGAUCGCCGCCGGGGUGGAUGGAUUGCGGGUUGGGAUGGGCUCUGGAUCGAUUUGCACCACGCAGGAGGUUUGUGCUGUAGGCAGAGGACAGGCUACUGCAGUUUACAAGGUAGGGCAAUAUGCCAAGGAUCAUGGUGUGCCUGUUAUUGCUGAUGGUGGAAUCUCAAACUCUGGGCAUAUUGUAAAGGCUCUGACUCUAGGGGCAUCUACUGUUAUGAUGGGUAGUUUCCUGGCUGGCAGUCUUGAAGCUCCCGGUGUUUAUGAGUACAAGGAUGGCCAUCGUGUCAAAAAAUAUAGAGGCAUGGGUUCUCUUGAAGCCAUGACAAAGGGAAGUGAUGUGAGAUACCUUGGAGACACGCUUAAGCUUAAGGUUGCUCAAGGAGUUGUUGGAGCAGUUGCUGACAAGGGCUCUGUAUUGAGGUUCAUUCCUUAUACGAUGCAAGCUGUCAAGCAAGGAUUCCAGGACCUGGGUGCAGCCUCCUUGCAGUCAGCCCAUGACCUUUUACGAUCAGAAUCUCUUCGACUAGAGGUAAGAACCGGUGCUGCCCAAGUCGAAGGAGGGAUCCAUGGUCUUGUUUCAUAUGAGAAGAAGGCAUUCUGAGGCAGAUUGAGUGAUGUACAUUGAUCAUGGACCAGGGCAGAUGGCUGAAACAGACAAACUUUCCAAUACCUUGUAUUAUGGUCUUCUGAAGCCGGCCGUAGCUCGUCUGAAUCACUGUAUGUACAAUUUCUGGUGAUUCUGCUUUGCCUGCAUGCAAGGCGCCAAGCAGUCCACCAUUGUAACUUGCAUUGUGUGGUUUACUUUCACAGACUAAGUUCAGCAUUCCAAACUAAUUAACAAUUGAUGUGUCGGCCGGCGUGUGAAAUUAAAUCGAGAUGAAUCUAUUGAUGGAU